AUGGCUGUCCGACCAGAUGAUCCCAAAUUUGAAGAAACACUGUUACGAUGGAAUGAAGAACUCGACAAUGAACCUGAUUCAGAUAAUGACGGCACUGACUAUGACGACCAUGUUUCAAUUCAGUCCGACAGGGAGAGCACCUACUCAAUGGAUGAUAGUGAAGUAGAGAGUGAAACAGAACAACUUCCUGGCAAAGUAAUAAAAGGAAAAAAUGGACAUAUUUGGAGCACUGAGCUUCCAUGUCGUACUCGAACACCUAAGCGAAACAUUGUUUCAUGUAUUCCAGUACCAAAAGGUGCGGCCAAAAAUAUUUCAACGGAAUUAGAGGCAUGGAAGUUAUUUUUUAGCGCGAAUGUUAUAGCUAUUAUAGUGGUACAUACAAAUAUGGAAAUAGAACGACAAAGAGGGAAAUAUGUUGCUAAUUGUGGCUUUGUUAACGAGACAGACGUUGAAGAGAUCUUGGCUUUGACAGGACUGCUUUAUAUUGUAGAAAAGACAAUCAUCUAA
Acanthoscelides obtectus is the source of this 507-nucleotide messenger RNA. The record is from the annotation of a GenBank genome assembly. NCBI's taxonomy places the organism in Eukaryota, Metazoa, Arthropoda, Insecta, Coleoptera, Chrysomelidae.